CCGCGCACAGCUGUGGUGGCAUCUUCACAGGCCGCCGGACGACUGCAGCCAUACCUGUCCGAGGUCAACAAUGGACUGCAACUUCUCCCCUUUGUGGCUUACGGUGCUUCUCUCAGUUUCCACGCUCGCAGAAAGCUGGCUGGCGUCCAGCCGAGGCUCCAGCGCCACAGCGAGAUCUCUCACCCCGAGCAGGGUUCGUUACAACCAGCCUCAGACGACUCCGGGCAAGCCGCAGCAGAGCGCGCCGGCCCAUGCGCCGCCUCGCCCCGUCGUGGUCAACUGCCACCCCGACUCGAUGCGCGUCGUGGUGCAGGCGGACAUGUUUGACACGGGCCUCCAGGUGGACGCCAGACAUCUGCGCCUGGGCUCGGGCUCGGUGAGCGAAGGGAGUGAAUGCGGGGCAGUCUCCUCGGGAGAGGCGGAAUUCACCAUCCAGGCCUUCCUGCAAGAUUGUGGAACUAAACUCUCUUCGACAAAAGAGAAGAUAAUCUAUUCCAAUGUCCUAAUCUACUCGCCUAAACCUUCACCUGAUGACUUGCUUCGACUGAAUGAAGCAAAAAUUCCAGUCCAAUGUCAUUAUGAAAAGAGGUGUGCUGUUGCUGCCAUUCCCCUGCAGCCCACCUGGCUUCCGCUCGUCUCCAGGGUCUCGUCAGAGGAUCACAUAGACUUCAAUCUGCUGCUCAUGACUGAUGAUUGGCAGUUUCAGAGGGGAUCCGUUUCCUACUUCCUGGGUGACCCCAUUAAUGUUGAAGUUUCUGCCAUUGUGGGUCAUCACAUGCCCUUGCGAGUCUACGUUGAGCACUGUGUUGCCACGGCAACUCCUGAUGCAGAGGCUACAUUAAGAUAUGACUUUAUUGAGCAUUUUGGAUGUCUUGCUGAUGCUUACCUGACAAAUUCCAGCUCCCAUUUCCUCCCAAGACUUGAAGAGCACAAGCUGAGGUUUCAACUCGAGGCCUUCAGAUUCCACCAGGAGCCCAGCAAUUGGGUCUACAUCACCUGCUACCUGAGGGCUGUUCCAGUCAGGUUAGCCGGCAGCUCUGAAAACCGGGCCUGCUCGCUAAUCGAGAACAGAUGGAGAUCAAUUGAUGGGAACGACCAGGCAUGUAGAAGCUGCGACGCCUCCUACCGGGCUGAGGAGCCUCUGCCCACAGAAGCCCUCAAAACAACCAUCAGCUCCCAAGCACGGCCCUCCAAGACGUCACCGGAGGAACGACCCGACCAAAGCCCUGCCAAUUAUUUCCGUUUUCGUCCCGGAGUUCUCCACAACCAGCAGAAUACUCUACAAAAUGAACGAAGUGUUCAACUGGGACCCAUGACUGUACAGCAAUCUGUCCAAAUCAACAAAAGGGCGUCUGACUACAAAUUGCGUUCACCAAAGAACGGGACCACCUGAGACUCGAGAUGGCAGAGUGGAGAAUGAUAUCAUUGCUGCCUUUAUAAAGGACAAGAACAUUUUGGAUGGAACUCUUGUAAAUGCCAAGAUUAAUUUGAAAUGCUACCGUCCCUGAAAUAAAAUCUGAU
Molecule: messenger RNA, 1521 nt
Organism: Pseudoliparis swirei
Lineage: Eukaryota; Metazoa; Chordata; Actinopteri; Perciformes; Liparidae
Product: zona pellucida sperm-binding protein 3-like
Exons: 8
Coding region: 71-1393 (440 amino acids)
Biological process (GO): positive regulation of acrosome reaction; binding of sperm to zona pellucida; egg coat formation
Cellular component (GO): extracellular matrix
Molecular function (GO): acrosin binding
Source: RefSeq, a predicted model, not a curated record